GCUAUAUACAUUAGAUCAAAAGUAAAGUUGAAAUUUAAAAAGCAUCAUGAAUAACUAUUAAUCGUUAAUGAUUUUUAAAAAUAAACCAAUCAUCCCUUAAUUCAUCUUCAAACAACACUACCCGACAAUGCCGCCCCACCCGCUCAGCCCAGCCAGCCAAGGCGAAGGUGAGCUCAGCCCGCACCGGGGCCCCGGGAGCUCCCCGCAUGUCGGGGCCCGGAGACUGGGGCAGGGGCAGGGGCAGGGGCAGGCCUGUGAGCCCUCGCCUUGCCUCGCCUUGCCUUGCAGAUCACCCUCUACGAGGACCGGGCUUCCAGGGCCGCCACUACGAAUGCAGCAGCGACCACCCCAACCUGCAGCCCUACUUAAGCCACUGCAACUCGGUGCGCGUGGACAGCGGCUGCUGGAUGCUCUAUGAGCUGCCCAACUACUCGGGCCUCCAGUACUUCCUGCGCUGCGGCUACUAUGCCGACCACCAGCAGUGGAUGGGCCUCAGCGACUGGGUCCGCUCCUGCCGCCUCAUCCUCUACGUGAGUGCAGUCCCGCCGGGUCCCUUCCGUGCCCUCGAGUCGCAUCAGUUAUCCACAUGGAUGAUUCACACGACAGGCGAUAGGAUGGGAUGGCAGCCUUCUUUUUUCUAGCUCUAACUAUAUUCUCUUUUCCUUUAUUAACAUCCGUAAGGUUUCCUCCCACUGAAAAAGUAUGUGAUGCAGUGCUUUUAACUGGACAUUAUUUAAUUUUGCUAGUCAAAUUCACCGCUACUGGGAAUAAGUUGUGCAUGGCAUUCGCUCAGACUGUCUAUGCCACAGGUGAUGAAUGAGCAACAGAGUUCCUUGCUCUCAGGUGGUCCUAAACUAGGUUCCUGGCUAUUUCUUGAAGAGUACCUAAGCUUGGUACUCUUCACCUAAGAAUUAGGACUAAUAAGAGUACUUCCUUUCUAAGGUUGCAAUGAGGGUGAAAGGAGGGCACCUGGUACAGGCCAAUCCCCACCCCCCAGUAUUAACUAUUAUUAUGAACAUCAAGGGUCUCUGAAGUCCUGCCUUCUGAUUGGGCAAACCAGUAACCAACAAUGAGAUUCCAAUAGCUCCUGCAGGGCCCCGUGUUACUCAAAUGAAGCCCCAGCAGACUGGAAUUUCACAGUUAGGGAUUCCCUAAGUUGACUGUGACAGAGUCCUGGGAAAAUGAACCAUUUUUGUGAAGUCUGAAAUCCCCUCACAAGGUUUAAUAGCUUGAUAGGGACCCAGUCUGGCAUUAGGAGCCCAAAAACUUAGAUUUCUAAUUUCAAGUUCCAACUCUUCUAAUUACAGACUGUAAGAUCCAGUCUUUAGUUUUUCAGUAAAAGGGUAAAAGGCUUUAACGUUGCUCCACAUGUUCCAGGGUGUUGUGAAGAACGAAUG
Messenger RNA from Chlorocebus sabaeus (green monkey), 1397 nucleotides. NCBI's taxonomy places the organism in Eukaryota, Metazoa, Chordata, Mammalia, Primates, Cercopithecidae. The record is from RefSeq and is a predicted model, not a curated record.